Messenger RNA from Lymnaea stagnalis (great pond snail), 10695 nucleotides. The record is from the annotation of a GenBank genome assembly. Lineage: Eukaryota; Metazoa; Mollusca; Gastropoda; Lymnaeidae.
AUUGUAAGACAAAUGGUGUAUCAAGAAGGGUAGAAAUUUCAACCAUUGGGCUUGGGUAAAAAUCUCCAUCAAAUGAUAGGCUUCGCUGCAAUUAAACCUGAACUGAGGUUCGAGGCUAGAAGGAAAAAACAAGAACGAAACUCAUACUCGCGUGCCGACAUAGAGGGCUCUGUGUCCCUCCUUCGGUACGCGUGCCAUAAUUUUGUGUCAUUCGCCACGACUGGCUUAGUUAAGUACGGUUGAUCUUUGUUAUUUAUUUACUUUAAAAAAUGUUUGCCAUGUUGACUGAGAUUAUGGAGAUCAGACAUUUUAGACAAAAAUCGAACACAAACACACCUCCUGUAGGUCUAAAGGGGAAAAAAUAUUUUAAAUAUUGAAUACUUAUUUAAGAAAUUUAAAUCAUCAGGUAAAUGUAAAUUUGAAAAGUUGUUUUUUUACCCUUCAAGUUGUAAUACAAUAAAAUUAAAAAAUAAAACGCGAAUUAUUUCGGUUGUCUACAGGAAACAAAAUGGCAGCCCCCUUGAACUUAAUGAAAUGGAGUCAUGCGACAAGAAUUUUUGCGAACAAAGUUAGUUUUUCAAAUAUCGUGUUUAGAUCUAAUUUUAUUUCAGUUGCGCUUUAUUUGAACCUUUAUUUUCUUUAUAUUCAAGAAAAGGAAUAUAUGCCUGGGUAAUUACCACUUCAGCGUCGGUUAUGGAAAAAUCGUGUUGUACCGGUUUUGAAGUUUAAAGUGUUAUUUUUUAGUGUUACUAUUACUAUUAUUAUUAGUGUUAUAAGUGUUAUUUUAAAGUUAUUUAAUAUUUAAACGUUAUUCUUUUAUUAACCUUUAAUUAAGCACUUUGAUGAAAAGGUCAAAACAUUCAGAAAAUAAUAAAGGCGUCUUUUGUGUGUUUAUUAUAGUUGCAGUGAAUUAGGGUUUAGGUUAGGUUAAGAAGGGAUCAAUUUAGGGUUCAGGUUAGGCAAAGGGAUCGAUUUCGGGAUACAUUCGUCAUUCGUGAAAUUCAAUAAAAAUGUGGCAUUCGUUCUUAAAAUUUACCAAUAAAACUUCUAUAACUGUAAAGAGCUUAGAAAGGUUUUAAAUUUUAAAAUAAAAACACCAAGAUCAUCUUUCAAUUUCAAGCCUUGAAUUUCAAGCCCAAACUCAAGUGGUUCAUAUUCAUAUAAGUAUAAGUUUUAUGCAUUUAUUUACAGUUAGUACACUUUUGUCUUGUAAAGUUAGUCAGUACAGUUUGAGUUAGUCAGUAAGAAUAAGUAAUAAGAACUCAAAACCACUUUUUCAAGCUUUUUUAUUGAUUUCCAGGCUUAUGUCAUGUCUAAAUACUUAAUUCAAAGUGUCUACACAUCCUGCGUGCCGUACAGAUAGUGCGGGAGAUAUACAUCCGGCUGGCAUGUCACGUGACUGCCGGACAACUGGAAGGCAUUAUUAUUCCGGCAGGUCAUGUGACAAGAAGUCGCUGGAAAAAUAGUUUGCAUUUGAUAUUCCGUUCCCUAGAAAAUAAAUAAAUGCUGAACAUGUUAAUGUAUUCAAAUGCUCUGAGAUUUAUAAUGAGAUACAUAAAAGUGUUUGACUUUGAUUAUUAAACUACUCGGCCUAUAUACCGGUACUAACUAGUAGUACAAUUACUUCUACUAUUACUAGUCUAUUUGAUUCCAACUCUUCAAAGAAAAAAGUCCCUUAUCUUGGUUAAUACAUCUUGUAAAGCUAUACCUUGAAGCCUAAUUUUAAAAUAUGAACCAAAUAAAAUAAGACCAGUAGACUUCAAUAGACUAGAACUAUGUCAAUAAAGUUGUAUUUCAGGAUUAGUAUUGCAUGAGAUGUAGGCUAGGCGACCAUUUUAUCGGCCCUAUACUAAGAUGUAGGGUCUAUUUCUUUGUGAACUAACUGCCUCCCCGCCUUAAACUUUACGAAGUGUCUACACGUCCGGCGCGCCGGACAAAUAGUGCGCAAGAUAUACGUUCGGCGGCAUGUCACGUGACCGCCGGACGGCUAGUAGUUUAUAUAAUUCCGAACGAAAUGCAGUUUAAUAGAUCUUGUGUGGUCUAUUGGUAGAGUGGUCGCUUGACGAUAUUAUGAUUUGAGGAUCAAUACCGGGGAUAGGAUUGUUUUUUUUCUUCCCGUUUUAAUUAAAAAUAUUUUAUACUAUAAUUAAAUUAUCAUGUUCAUCAGCAACAGUAGUUUCAUGAGAAGUUUUUAAAUAUUUUGUAGUAAUUGAAACAAUUUAAAAUGAAAUCUUUUACUUUUAUUGGUUGCCUACUCCACACUGGCCCCUAAUUUAUUUUAUGGAUUACUCGUACACGAACUCAAAUAACAAACUAAACAAAAAUGUUUACAAGCCACUUUCACUUAAGUUUUUUUCUAUUAUUUGCAUGCAAGAUGUACAUUACUUGGUAGAGAAAUAGAUUUUAAAAUUAACAAUAGUUUUGAAUCAUUCGCGGUCACGUGAUAAGGCUGAUGGACAAAAUAUCUCUUUGUUACGGCGUUCAUGUGACUUGGUCGCCGGACAAAUAGUGCGGGAGAUAUACGUCCGGCGCGCCGGACGUGUAGACACUGCCUAAACUUUAUUAUAUAUCACCCUCACUAUUAUUUUUUUAGUUUUAGCAUUCAUAUUUUUUAUUAUUGUAAUUCUCUCUCCCUCUCGGCAUUGCUUCCUUCUAGAAUGCAUUAUUGCUUAACCCCCACUUUGUUUUUGUAAUUCUCUCUCCCUCUCGGCAUUGCUUCCUUCUAGAAUGCAUUAUUGCUUAACCCCCACUUUGUUUUGGUAAUAUACCCAAGUAUUUUUUUUCUAUUAUUUGUUUGCAAGAUACUCAGUACAUUACUUGGAAGAGAAAUAGAUUUUAAAAUUAACAAUAGUUUUUUUAAUCAUUUGCGGUAACGUGACAAAGCUGAUGGACAAAUAUCUUGCGCCACUUUUUUACGGCGGUCAUGUGACUUGGUCGCCUGAGAAAUAGUGCGGGAGAUAUACGUCCAGCCGGAUGUGUAGAUACUGCCUACUUAAAUGGACUUAAUAGUACAUUUGGAGAGGGCUACUGGGUUUUCGGAGGCAUGUAAAGACUUAUAGAGAGAGGGCGAUCACGUUAAAGCCAUUAAAGGAGUGCAGAGAUAGAUAUAUCCUUCCAGUACUCAUGCCAGUAUGAGUACCAGGCUCACUUCAUGUGGCUUAUUUAUUCAAAUUAUUGUAUCACUUAUACUGGCUUAUGCAAACAUAAACAAGAUCAGACACAUAAACAAUCCGUUGUUGUUCAUCAACAAAAUUUUGUCAAUUCAAAUGACGCUGGUGUCUCACACAAACUGGAAAUUAUGUGGAUGCAGCGAUCUUUUCCCUACAUAUUGGCAUGAUUUCCUGUUUCACAAUUGUUUUUUGUGAAGAUGACAACGUCAUAAAAAACAUAUACAAGUAUUAGGAUCAAUAAAAUGAUUGUAUCUUAUCAAUAAAACAAUAACAGUUUAAAUAGCCCUUCUUCAAACCAUAACAACAUAAUUUUUUUCAUAAUGGACGCUCAAGUGAUAGAUUACCUAUGCAGUUUGCUUUUCUUUUUUAAUGCUUACUUUAAUAAUAGAAAGCCCAGUGAGUCAAUUUUAAGUUUGUUACAGUGUUAAACAGUAAAUGCAAGACUCAGGGCUAAUUUAUGUUCGGUUUAGGAUUCUCUCCCUUUGGUUCAUUCUUGGAUUAUUACGAGAGUUAGCUUUUCUUUUUCUUAUAUGAAAUAAAUUUAAAUUAUAAUUUCAUUGGGUGGUUAAUUAUAAUACUUAAUUAUUCUGAUAAAAGUGGAAAAUGAGUAUAGUAUUGAAUUGACUUGAAUUUUCUGACAACUUUUCAUUUUAUUUUUGUGGAAAUUACAAUAAAGUGUUAAAAGUGUAUUAGAUAAAACUGUAUGUUGGGUUUUCAUUAUUAAAAAAAUAUUAAUGUGCUUUUCUUAUUUUUAUUUUAAAACUUUUCUUACAACAUUGUGUAACUGUAGCACACAUGUGUUAAUUGAGGGAAGGGAGCUACCACAGUUUGUUGAAAAUUCUUGUCACAUAUCUAGAAGGAAAAAAUAAAGUUGCCAAGUUUGCCCCGAAAUUAAUGUGCCAGCUGAAAUAGCGCCAGGAAGGGGGGGGGGUGGGUGGGACAGAAGGUCGUUGAUACUUCUUGCCACAUAUCUAGAGGGAUACAAUAAAGUUCCUACGUUUGCCACGAAAUUAAUUUGCUCAAUAAUAAUGAUCAUAGUUUAAAAAUGAAAAAAAUUGAAUCAAAUACAUCCACAAUCAAACAUUAACAAACGAAAAUAAUGAAAAUUUAAUCAUUAAAAUUUUGGGAGGCUAUACAUAUAAUUAUUGUAAUUCAGUGCAGGUUGUUUCAAUUAUGUACUGCUUUUUAUGUGACAUCACAUUGCUUAACCCCCCCCCUUCUUUCUCCUUCUUGUCACUCAUUGACAAUGUCAAAAAAAUAAAAAAAAUAAAAAAUCCUUUCCUAUAUGUCUAUUUCAGUCCUGUUUGGCUUUGUGCAGAAGUUUUACUCUGACACAAAAGCAUCAUCAAGAUGAAAGCACACCAGUUGAAGAUAAGGGAAAUGUUCAAGUUAAACCUAAAAAAGUCAUAGAUGUAGGAACAAGCAUCAGAUAUAUGAACAGUGAUGGUAUGCAAAGUAUUCAAAUGUAAAUAAUGUGUUUUCUGUGCUAAGGGAAAUACAUUUUUCAAAAUGAACACAAAGCUGAACAAAUAGUAUAGGGACCUAAAUAUAUGAUUUUUUUAGCCUUUUGUUGAUUUCUAGCAGUUUAUUUCUGUAACUUUAUUUUGAGAAAUUCUAUAUUUAAUAUGUUAAGUCUAAGAACUCUUUUUGUUGUUGUUAUAAAUCAAAGAUCUAUUAAAUUAGGUUGGGGAAAAGUUUGUUUGACAUGCCAUUUAUUUUAUGAUAUUUAAUAUUUUCCAUAGCCUAUAUUCAAGGAUAUGGGGACAAGCCUGUGUGGUUUCACUAUCGACGAAAUUUCAAAGGCCAGUACCCUCCACAGACUCGGGAAAAGUGCAUUGUAUGUUAUGCUAAAGUUUUUACUAUAAAGUUUUGCUUAUACGUUGAAAUUAAAUGUGAAUUAAAAUAGUACUAUUUCUUCCUUGAACAAGGAUUGCGGUUCAACUUAACUAAAUGAAAUAUUCUCAAUUAAGUGGCACAGUGAUUGUGAUUCAUUUUUCCUUUUCAAAUAUUAUUAUUCUAGUAGUGUUUUAGGGGCACAAUGAACUUUAUUUAAUAUUUAUAUUGGCAGAGGGCAGGAGAGAUUGCAACAGCAAGCCCUUGUCCUAUUUGUAGAGAUGAAUACCUUGUUUUGGAUGCAACAGUAAGUUUUAAACAAAAUAUUGUUUAUGUACAUAAUGGAAUUUUAUUUAAAUUUAAGCAUGUGAAAUUCAUUUACCCAUCAAAGAUAUUUGGCACAGGCAGUACCAUUACAAACCUACAAGUUGCAAUAUGAUAUUGUCUUACUAUUAAUUAUCCUUUAAUUGGAACAUGGAAUAUUUUUUUGUUCAUUGCAUUAUAAAUUUGUAUAGAGGACUGUAUUAUUCAUUAUUGUAUUAUGAUUCAGCUCCUGCAUAUUACAGAUACUUUUCCGAUUUUAUUUUUUUUAAAAUUUAUGGUCUUUUUGCUGCAUUUUUAGUCAAUAUUUUCUACUUUUAACACAAUUUUAAAAAAGGUGCAGAACUAAACUUCAUUGUGGGUAAACUUCCUUUUUUAGAGCCUAUUUGAAAGGCACCUGUUCCCAUUUGAAAAAGUUUUCUCAUGGAGAAUAUUGAUAAAUUAUUUGGCAGCACUAUUUUUAGUUCAAGACCAGUCGAAAAUUUCUUCAAAAUUCUUUAUUUUGACUAUAGGUAGUUUUAGCAUACUCAUUUUAUCAAGUGACAAUUUACUUCUUGGACUAUGUUGGACUAUACUGCAACUAGUACAGAUGAUCAAGUAUUAUAUUUUAUUUCAGGUUUUGAAAUAAAUAUCAAUUGACUUGAAAUUUUCUCAAUGCCACACGAAAUUAAACAUAAAUAGAUUAUUAAAAUUAUUAAAACUGUUUGCUAACCAAGUAUUUAUUUUUCAGUUCCCAUUAAAACCGGAAAUGUAAAAAAAAAAAAAAUGUAUUCUAUUUGUUAGCGUUCUCAAUCGCCAACUGUGUCUUAUUUAUCAGUAAUUAUCUAUUAAAGGUUUCUAAAACUUGUUGCAUUCAUCCUCAAUAAAUUCACCCUUCUGGUAAAUCUCAGUUAGACCAAAAUUUCAUUGUGUUGAAAAAGGGUUCCGUGACAAACGCGCACAAGACAAUUGCGCACACGACAAACGCGCACAGACAAUCCCGCAAUGACCCAAAUGCGUACAGGACAAACGCGAACACUGAUAGUUGCGCACACGGACAAUGGCGCACACCGACAAAUGCGGACACCGACAAUCGCCCACAGUGACAAAUGCGAACGGCUAUAUAAGCGCACACCGACAAAUGCGCAAAUAGCAAGUUAUGCAUCGCCAAUUUAAAGAUGAUUAAUGGAUUUAGUCUUAGUUGGUUUUCAGCCAAAAUACAUCAUGUUUAAAGCUAACAAUAUAUUAAUAAUCAUAAUAAAUGUAAUAAUAAUUGUAUGCAUAUUUUAAAAAAAUUAACUUUUAAAUGUAUAGACCAAUAGUAUAGUAAUAAAAUGUUCGUUCUAGUAGUACUGCUACGUCAUGAUUUUUAAGAGAUGUCAUUAAAAAAAAUUUAAUUGGAUAUUUAAGUCUUAAUCAGCCUUUAGAAACGUGCAAUGCCAACUCUUAUUUUAAGACUAAUAUUCCUCUUUCUUUUAUUUAAAAUAAAACACAAUUAUUUUUAGUAUAAUGUAUAAGUAUACGUCUUAUUUUCAACUAUAUGCUUAAGUAUUAGUACUGCUGUUAUUUUUUUAAUAAUCAUUUUACGAGCUUCCAUCAUACUACGAUGGUUUAACAUGCUGAUUAAGACUUAAAUAUCCAAUUAAAUUUUUUUUAAUGACAUCUCUUAAAAAUCAUGACGUAGCAGUACUACUAGAACGAACAUUUUAUUACUAUACUAUUAGUCUAUACAUUUAAAUGUUAAUUUUUUUUAAAACAUGCAUACAAUUAUUAUGAUUAUUAAUAUAUUGUUAGCUUUAAACAUGAUGUAUUUUGGCUGAAAACCAACUAAGACUAAAUCCAUUAAUCAUCUUUAAAUUGGCGAUGCAUAACUUGCUAUUUGCGCAUUUGUCGGUGUGCGCUUAUAUAGCCGUUCGCAUUUGUCACUGUGGGCGAUUGUCGGUGUCCGCAUUUGUCGGUGUGCGCCAUUGUCCGUGUGCGCAACUAUCAGUGUUCGCGUUUGUCCUGUACGCAUUUGGGUCAUUGCGGGAUUGUCUGUGCGCGUUUGUCGUGUGCGCAAUUGUCUUGUGCGCAUAUGUCUGGUCACCUUGAAAAAGCAUGUAAGUGUAACACAUAUAUCUGAUUAUAAAGAUCCACUUCUAGAUUUGGAAUGGUAUUACAUACUUUUACAGCUGGAUAAUUUUUUUGUCUGAUCAAUGCUGCUCGUGUUCACUUUAUUCAAACAGAAUACUAAAUUGCUGGAACAGUUCAUAUCACCAUACUCUGGGGAAAUUCUGGAGUCAAAAAAGACAGGCCUUUGUCAAGAAAAACACAAAAAGUUAACUGUUGAAAUUAUGAAGGCUUGGGAUGAAGGUGAGUUUUUACCUGGGUGUUCCAAGUCCGGGUCUCUGUGUUACAAAAAAAAAGAGUUACCUUCUCAUUUUCUAUAAUAUGUUCUGCCCACUGGGGAAAGUCCAAAAGUUGAAAGCUUCAAAACACUUAAUAGCUUAAUAACACAGUCCUAACCCAACGGUUCACAAUAUUUUUAAUGCCACAACCUCUUUAUUACAUUUAUCAAGUUAUCGCGACCCAUAACCAGAAUUAUACCUACCUUGAAAUUGUGAAACAGGUGUUAGGAAGCAAAGUAUGGGGAAAAACUUUUUUGUAGAUAAAAGGUGUUGGUGCUGUAAUUGUGAUUGCGGAUGGAGGGAAGCAGAAAUAAGGGCUGGAGGGUUCUGUAGAGGGGGCUCUGUAAAUUAAUGCCAAGGUAAUUGUUAAUAAAUUCUCACACCUGGUUAUCGUUUUGUGUAGAUGCUGACAUCUAUUAUUUCAGGCACAAAAAAAAAAAAAAAAAAAAAAAGGAAAAAAAACCAUAAAAAAAAAAAAAAAAAUUUAAAAAAAAGAUAAAAAAAAAAAAAAAUUAAUGCCAAGGUAAUUGUUAAUAAAUUCUCACACCUGGUUAUCGUUUUGUGUAGAUGCUGACAUCUAUUAUUUCAGGCACAAAAAAAAAAAAAAAAAAAAACAGGAAAAAAAAUCAUAUACUGGUAAUGUGAUUUUUUAAAUACUGGUAGUGAAAAGAAACUGACAAAUUUUUAUAUUAAAUUAGCUGCUGAUUUCUACCAAAUGAAUAAGAGUUUUUUAAAAUGUUCUGUAGCUGUAGCAUAGUAACUAGAAUCUAGUCAGAUCACUUUAAAUAAUAUUUAAAUUUCAAAAUGACAAUUUAAAUAAGAGAAAAUUAACAAUUUUUUAAAGACACCUCCCCCCUCUCUGUAUUUGUCAGAUCGACCCCUGACUGGGUUUCGACCCACAGGUUGAGAAACACUAUCCUAACCCAUAAACAUGACAAAAAUGAAACAUGAAGCGGAGCUUUGUUAUAUGCGUUAGUGUCGCGGGCAGUUUUAAUUUUUUUUUAUACCAACGUAAUCAUAUUAUUUUUAUAGAUAUUUAUAUCAUCACCAUGGUGAUACCAAUUACCAUACUAGUACUAGCCAUCCUUCAGUUAAGCAGAUUGCUUCCCUCAUUAAAAGUGAGUUAAAUUACAUUACUAUUAUUGAAUUCUAUGACAGAACUUAGAAAUGAUCCACACACACAUAAAAACAACAAAUUUGGCUACUCUGUAUCAUCGGCCAGUCAGAAUGUGAAAUAAAAUAUUAAUUGUAAAUAGAAUUAGAAAGUACAAUGGUCAUAACCCAAGGUAGCAUCUUGCUAAGACAAAUAAUGACACAAAUUAGCAGCAAGUACAUUUUCAGAGCUUUGCAGUUUCUUCAAGCUUAAAUUUAGUUUCACACCAGUUGCUACUCAGUUUUCUAUUAUUAUUUAUUUCAUUUAAUUCAAGUAAAAAUUAUGUAAAAAAGAUGUACUAGAUCUAUUUCAUGCACUUUUCAUUUCUCUUACUUUUACAUUGGGUGGAACACAUUAUAGAAAAUGAGAAGAUAACUUUUUUUUAAACAACCCGAGUUUUUGUUUUUUUUUUUUUUUCGGGUCAGGGUAUGUGCAGAGUGAUUUAAUACUCUGCAUUUCCAAGUUAAUACUCUGCUCAGCCCUACUAAAUAGGCUUUCAUUUUUGAUCAUUAAUUGCCAGAGUUUACUUUUUAAAAUAUAGAAAAUGAGAAGAUAACUUUUUUUUAAACAACCCGAGUUUUUGUUUUUUUUUUUUUUCGGGUCAGGGUAUGUGCAGAGUGAUUUAAUACUCUGCAUUUCCAAGUUAAUACUCUGCUCAGCCCUACUAAAUAGGCUUUCAUUUAUGAUCAUUAAUUGCCAGAGUUUACUUUUUAAAAUAAGUCAGAAAAUCAAAUUUAAAAUUAAUUGAAAAAAUUAUUUAAAGAAAAUUUUGAGUUGAUUGCAUUAACUUAAGUCAUAGAAUAGAUUUUAAUUUUCAAAAUAGUUCAAAUCUCAAGUCAGGGGUAUAUAGUAAUAUAUAUAUAUGAGUAUGUUUCAUAGCUGAAACGUGCUGGUAAAAAUUCUGAAAAAUAUAAAUCUGACUUGACACCUCAUUUCUUGAUAUCUUGAAAGCAGCUUGUAUUUUGUAUGCAAUAAUAAACAGGUCAUACACCACAUGUAAUAUGUUUUGUCAAUCGAGUCUUAUCUUAAUUUUUUUUUGACAGGCAAUCUUGAAGCCAAUGUACCCUUCCGAAGUUAUGACUAUGAGGAUUACAAGAACUAAUUACUCAUGUCUUUGACGUUUAUAUUUUAAAAUGUAAAUAGAAAUAUGCCAGGACUUUCCAUUACAUAUAUUUAUCUUAAUAAAAAUGAGAUCAAAUACUGAGUAACACUUGAAAAGUUAUUGUGGUCAAUUUGAUUUUAUAUAUUUUCUUUGACAAACAUAAACAGUUCUUUUGGAGAACAUUUAGGGAAAGAAAACCAAACAGAUAUAAUUGCUUUUAAUGUAAUUUAAAUAAUGUCUUUCACUCAGAAAAAAAUUUGUGAGAUUAAUAGCAACAAAUUAUUUCAUAUUUAAGCAGUUUAAUUUAAACAUAAGAGCAUUCAAAUUGUAAAUCUUCCAAGGACGAGGUAAAUGGAAUAAUUGCAAAAAGGCUGUGAAAAUCAAAGAAGCAAAAACAUUUAAGUUAGCCGGUUGGUGCAACAGAAUUAAAAAAAAAAUGUUUUUCCAAGAUCUGAAAAUAAGUAGUACAGAAAAUCUUUGUAAUGAAACAUACUUUUUUAAAACAAAGAGUUUAGCCUGGUUCCUUUAAGUCUGCUUACACAAGUCUCUCUUUAUCUUACCCUAGUCUUUUAUCUUAAACUAAUCAGUCUUUUAAUUACAGUACCCUUCUGACUUGCUCGAUCUUUAUGACAGAACAGUUUUGACUAAAUUCAAGUAAAAAAAAAAUGAAAACAGUAUGUGUUUUAAAGCUAUAAACAUGUCUCUUACAAAAACAUUACAUUUCAUUAUUAAUUUAAUAGGAUAACAGGG